UUCCAGACCCCCCGGGGGUAUGUAGGCAGAGCUAGCGGCAGCCAGGUGUGCUGAGCCACAAGAGCUCUAGGGCACUCUGGGGGCAGCUCUGCCUGCUGCGCUCUCUGGUGCAGGGGGAGAUGCCCAACUGACGAGCGAGCUGGUGAGGACAAGAACGUUCCCUUUUGGCCCGAGUCCGCUGCAUCCAUGGCGCUGCCGGCCAGUCUGGUGCCCCUGUGCUGCUUGGCACUUCUGGCGCUGCCGGCCCAGAGCUGCGGGCCGGGCCGGGGGCCGGUUGGCCGGCGCCGCUACGUGCGCAAGCAGCUCGUGCCGCUGCUCUACAAGCAAUUUGUGCCCAGCGUGCCCGAGCGGACCCUGGGCGCCAGUGGGCCGGCCGAGGGGAGGGUGACAAGAGGCUCUGAGCGCUUCCGGGACCUGGUGCCUAACUACAACCCCGACAUCAUCUUCAAGGAUGAGGAGAACAGUGGUGCAGACCGCUUGAUGACCGAGCGUUGUAAAGAGCGCGUGAACGCGCUGGCCAUUGCGGUGAUGAACAUGUGGCCCGGAGUGCGCCUACGGGUGACCGAGGGCUGGGACGAGGACGGCCACCACGCUCAGGACUCACUUCACUACGAAGGACGUGCCCUGGAUAUCACCACGUCCGACCGCGACCGCAAUAAGUAUGGGUUGCUGGCGCGCCUGGCAGUGGAAGCCGGCUUCGACUGGGUCUAUUACGAGUCCCGCAACCACGUCCACGUGUCUGUCAAAGCCGAUAACUCACUGGCGGUCAGGGCAGGCGGCUGCUUUCCGGGAAAUGCCACCGUGCGCCUGCGGAGCGGCGAGCGGAAGGGGCUGCGGGAACUGCACCGCGGUGACUGGGUGCUGGCGGCAGACGCGGCAGGCCGGGUGGUGCCCACGCCCGUGCUGCUCUUCCUGGACCGGGACUUGCAGCGCCGGGCCUCUUUCGUGGCUGUGGAGACCGAGCGGCCCCCGCGCAAGCUGUUGCUCACUCCCUGGCACCUGGUGUUCGCCGCUCGAGGGCCCGCGCCCGAGCCAGGCGACUUUGCACCGGUGUUCGCGCGCCGGCUGCGCGCUGGGGACUCGGUGCUGGCGCCAGGUGGGGACGCCCUUCGGCCUGCGCGCGUGGCCCGAGUGGCGCGGGAGGAAGCCGUGGGCGUGUUCGCACCGCUCACAGCGCACGGGACGCUGCUGGUCAAUGAUGUCCUGGCCUCGUGCUACGCGGUUCUGGAGAGUCACCAGUGGGCGCACCGCGCCUUUGCUCCUCUGCGCCUGCUGCACGCGCUGGGGGCGCUGCUUCCGGGGGGGGCCGUCCAGCCAACUGGCAUGCAUUGGUACUCUCGGUUCCUCUAUCGCUUGGCGGAGGAGCUGCUGGACUGAGCGCUCCAGGCAUAGAAACCUCGUGGCACCUGCCUAAACGGGAGUG
This is a messenger RNA of Eubalaena glacialis (North Atlantic right whale), 1423 nucleotides long. It is a transcript of the gene DHH, whose product is annotated as desert hedgehog signaling molecule. The transcript has 3 exons. Bases 187 to 1377 code for a protein of 396 amino acids. NCBI's taxonomy places the organism in Eukaryota, Metazoa, Chordata, Mammalia, Artiodactyla, Balaenidae. Gene Ontology annotation, molecular function: patched binding; calcium ion binding. Gene Ontology annotation, biological process: smoothened signaling pathway; intein-mediated protein splicing; multicellular organism development. The record is from RefSeq and is a predicted model, not a curated record.